AUGUACACAGCAUGGCUCGUGUUUGCUGUGGCGAUUCCAGUGCGUAGCAAUAUAUGCGAUUCCUCCGCCGAUAACGUAUGUAUGAUUAAUGUAUCUAAACAUGUGGCUGGCCCUGACAGAAGCCUAUCCUACGCUGGCAAAGUGCUGAUAACCAAAGGCUGCAAUAUUGUUUCUGAUGAUUGGUUUCGUAUCGAUGCAACUGGUGAUGUGACAGUGGAGAACGGGUCAACAAUACAUGCAAAAGGAGACUUGGUGAUUAACGCAAGUGGCAUCCAUAUUCGCAACUCCAACUUGACUUCCUCACUGAGCCGACUUGAGCUGCUAAGCUCCGCGAGCUCUGCCUAUGCAAAUUCUACAUUCUCCUCGGCUACAUCACGUGUUUCAUUGGAUCAGCUGCAGGACAGCAACAAUACCAUGGGCAUCGUCAUAGCAGACUCAUGCCUCAAAGGUAGCUGGAUGAAUAUGACUUGCAACAAGAGUGGGGUCAACUUGGAGGGAAGUGCAGCUCUUUCGACGGAUGCUAGACAGCUGCUGCAGAUCAGAGCUUCAACAGUGGAAGCUGGCAGCAAAUCGACACUGACAGCAGGCAUCAUUAGCAUAUCCACCGAGAGCUCUUUGCAGCUGGAAGCACGAAUUCUCGUCGGCUUUGCCACCAAGCAGACGCCAUCAGAACCUCCAGAAUUGCAACUCACCACGCAAGGAUCGAUGACUCUUGGCAGUAGUCAAUACCAGUGGAUCCUUUCCGGACUUACUGCUUCCGCACAGAACCUGGAAAUUACUGCAAGCAGUUCUGUGAGCAUCCAGCACGACACCACUUGCCACAACAACGGAACCAAAGUGGCUGAUCGGUGUCAAGGAGUUUUAGGCUCCUGGGCCACUACAACUGGUGCGUGGCCACCUAGCGCGGAUGGCGAUGUGUCCUUUAACCUUGUGCUGCUGGCGCGGGAAUCUUUGACGAUUGCACAAGCGGCCCGUUUACAAGCAGCAUCAGCCUUUCUAUGCAGCAACCAGAUGAACGUGGAUGACCAGAGUGUGAUUGAUGUGUCGGGCGGUGGCUGCUCAGCCUCCUCGAGAUAUUCACAACAACCUGCCGGUGGUAUUUCGGUUCCUGGCCCUGCCAAAGGAGGACCUUGGUUGGCAGGCGGAGGAACCCACUUGGGUCGAGGCGGAUUUGCAUGGUGGUUUGAUGGGCAAAGUGUUCACGUCAAUGAGUCUACGGUCAACACGUCUGAGUACGAUCGAUACAGUCAGACUCUGGAGACGCGGAACAUGUUGCCUACUCGAGGAGCUUCGGGCGGCGCAACCGGCUUGUCCUACCUUGGCCAAAUCAGUCCACCAAGCACAGUUUCAAAUGCAGUUUCUGCAGGCGGUGGACUGAUUUGGCUUUCGGCCCAAGCCAUUACAUUUGGCAAGGCUGUUCGCUUGGACGCUGCUGGAAGUGAUGGGACGGCUGGCAGUGACAAAAAGCUCAGCUUUGCAUCAGCUGGUGGAUCUGGUGGACAGAUUUUGAUUUUUGUAGGCAGCUUGCAGACACCAGCAGCUCAAGCAGACCAGCCCACAAUAACGGCCACAGGUGGAAAGGGUGCAUGUAUCCAACAAGCCAAGAUAUGGGUGGUCAGUGGGGCAGGUGGUGGUGGUGCUAUUGGGAUGAACUGGUCUACUCCAACUUCGACUGUUGGAUUGAAGCAUGAUGUUGAAGGUGGCAAGCUGGAUCUCGACUCCAAGGGGUCAAGUUGCAACUUGAUUCCAACGAAGGAGCUUUUGGAUUCGACCUACGGGCAACAAGGUCAGGCUUUCUCCGUUGCAGGAUGCCCAAAAGGACAUUGGGGGCUUUUGUGUAGCAUUUGUCCUGAAAGCCAAUGGAGUGAUGAUGGCUUAAUGUGCCAUCCGUGCACCAACAAACCCGCAAAGGGUACGUAUUCAACAAAGGGCUGGUACACGCCCAUUUGCCCGUACACGUGUGGAGUAGGAGUGCCAAAUGUUGGCAGCAAUCCAAACUGCUUGGACGGAAUAGAGUAUGCACUGUCCUUCUUCGGCGGCUGGAAGGGUUUUUUGGCUAUCGCGCUGGCCAUCUUCAUCACAGCACUGCUGCUCUUGUGGCGGAGGAGAAAGUCUGAAGUAUUGGGAAGGCCUCUCCUUGAUGACGUGCGAUCCUCGAGAUCCUCAAUACGGCAGGAAGGGAGCCAAGCACCAGUCAAGUGCUUUAGCCGAGUAUGUGGACCCCGGAGGGAGCGAGCAGACGCAAAAAAGUAUGAGAUCCCCAGAGAGAAUUUACCUUUCCAUGUUUGCAGAGUGUACCUUCAAGGCGAGAACACCUCUGAAGCACCUUGGUGGUUGACUCCAAGUGUCCCACCAUCGCUUCAAGAAUUUGUUCUAGAGCAAAGGUGGCAUCAAUUGUCUCAGGCUUUGAACAAAGCGGCGGAAGUCGGAAAGAUGUCUGCAAGAGUUGAAGCUGUUCUGAAGCGCCUCUUUCCACCACUAGCUCCAUUGUUUGCCCGGUGUCAAAGGCAUUGCAGAGCUCAGGCCAUUAUCGACGUGCUAAAUACUGAGUCUCUCUCUGUUGGGACCGAUCGACUUUGGAAGUGGAUGCGUGAGCCCGGGAAUGACUUUCUGUUGCGAUUUGGCUGCGACCGCAAGGCAAGCCUGGCACAUUUAGACUUCCUGGACUUCGCAAAAUCUCGUUUGGAUUGGGCUCCCGUAAACUUGCUCAAAGAAGCAUGGCUGAUCCCCGUCCACGGUCAAGGAACCUUCGUUGAACCCUUUGAAGUCGAUAUCAGCGAUCCCGUGCUUCAGCUUUUGGAGCACACAGAUUUCGGUCCGACAGCUGUUCUCUCGGUCAUCUCAACCUUCAACCGGGCUGCGCGGAUAAUCUCCAAGGAAGAUUUGUACAAGGAUGAAGAUAACUCCCUACAGCAGCUGCACGAAAAGGUUGAGCAAUGUGCUUCCCAAUGCGGGCUUGCUGGUUGCGUCCAAGCCUGUGUCAUUUCAACAAGCAGAAGAGGACCUACCACCUCGACUGACCGUAGCGUGCAGAGCCCAGCAACGGUUGACCAUGCAGACGGGGUGCAGUCGCAAAAUAGCUUCAUGGACCUGGUUGAGCAGGGACAGACUGAUGCUCACCUCUCGGUCCGUUCCACCCGAAGAACCAAGCGGAGCGAACUUCGACUUUGCUUGGUGUUCACGCAGUUCUCAACCCUGGCAAGUCUUGCAGAUUCGCUCAGUGACGAAGGUUCCAAGGUGCAGGCUUUGACGACGCCAAUGAAGCUACAGGCAUUCAAUGAUCUCUUGCGAUGUUCUGCCACCAACAUAGGUGAAGACGCCAGCCUAACAAUUGUGGAUCCAAGUUGCAACAACCAAAGCCUGCAAAGGAUGCUAUUGAAAUGGAGCAAAGGUUCAGAGGGCGCAACUGCAAGGACGCUUGUGUCUUUGACUUGCCUUUUGGCCUUUGACCUCAUGGUGUUCAGUCUCAUUUUCUGGAUUCUGUUCAAAACAAGCACCGCAGCAGGGACAGUUUGGAUCCUUCUACCACCAUUGGCACAGCCAUUGGGGCUGGUAUUCGGAUUGCUUUUUCUGAUUUUGGAGGAUCCUGAUCUUGGAAGACUUUUUGCGGACCUGGAACUCUUUAGCAUGUGGAAUGCGGUCUUUGCAUUGCUCGUACUUCUUUUUUCUCUGCUCAUGGAUUCCUUCUUGUUUGACAUCGUCGCCAUGGGAGUGGCGCUAUGCGUGAAGGCCAUGCUCUUUGCAUCGGCAGCUGCACACAUUGCACAAUUGGAAGCCGCCAGUGACCUAAGCUUCAUUGGUGCACCCCAGGGCGAUUUUGUUGCAGGCUUCUUUGCGCCACAGGCUUCAAGGAGUCAGGCCUCAAGUCAUCCUGAUGGUGAGUCUCGGGAGAAGCCACGAGAGAAUGACGCGUCCUUGCACUUGUCGACGUUUGACGCCAUUGGGCCACGACAAUUGUCAUCAGCAACAGCUUCUAGCUUUCCGACUCUCACUCGUUGCUCUUCCAGGUCUGCGCCGAGUCCACCAGCAAGCUCUUCCAGAAUCGCAGUGCAGGCUCCAGCUCCAGCGUCACCCUUCUGA
This is a messenger RNA of Durusdinium trenchii, 4080 nucleotides long. The record is from the annotation of a GenBank genome assembly. NCBI's taxonomy places the organism in Eukaryota, Dinophyceae, Suessiales, Symbiodiniaceae.